Messenger RNA from Salvia splendens (bonfire salvia), 2051 nucleotides. Its product is annotated as maltose excess protein 1-like, chloroplastic. Gene Ontology annotation, cellular component: chloroplast envelope. The record is from RefSeq and is a predicted model, not a curated record. The transcript is spliced from 10 exons. Lineage: Eukaryota; Viridiplantae; Streptophyta; Magnoliopsida; Lamiales; Lamiaceae. Gene Ontology annotation, molecular function: maltose transmembrane transporter activity. Bases 461 to 1693 code for a protein of 410 amino acids.
AUUAAUUCUCAUUGGAUCGCUAAACGAAAAAAGUGAGAAACCGUGAUUCCUAAUUUGCUAUCUUCCUCAAUUCCUUUUACCCACAAAAUUAAAUAAAAGAUCGUGAAUCUUGAGAUAUUUCUGCAAGUAGAAAACAGACAAAGCACCACCUUUUUUGCUUACCGAACCGCUUGUUUCCUUCCAAAUUAGUACAGCGCAACCACAACGAUAGCUCGGGAAAUUUAAAAAUAAAAAAUUUCCUAAAAAAACAAUCUUUGGCAAGAACUCACUUGAUUUCUGACUUAAAUUCAAGAAUCUGGGAAGAAGAGAUGAUACAUCCCAGAGGGCGGGCAGUGGUAGCGGUUGUAUUUGUUUUAGCUGGGAAGUGUUGAAUUCUGAAAUUGUGAGUGUAAAGGUGACCAGUUAACUCUGACUAUUGGAGCACUGCAAAUAGAGGAUUGCGGUUGCUUUUUCUUAAUCAAUGGCGGGUUCGAUGAUAAUCUUGGGAAAGAUACCGCUGCACACGCCUAGGCCAUCAAUCAGGUGCUCGUUCAGUUCUGAUCCACGAAAUUUGGAGUUUGUCUCAUCUCCUUCGAUACACUUGAGACGAGGCAUCAAGAAAAACAAGCUUCCCUUGAAGGAGGCUCUCUUUCGUGGCCAAUCACUCUGUUGCUAUAGGGACAAGACUGUUUCGUGUUCUAGCUCAGAUGAUCUGCAUCCGAGCAGUCAGGAAUCAGUCGAGGUGGAAAAAGGCGAAGGCUUUCAGCAAUGGGAUUCAAUGACAGCAAAGUUUGCUGGAGCUGCAAAUUUGCCAUUCUUGCUGUUGCAACUGCCUCAGAUCAUACUCAAUACGAGGAAUCUUCUGUCGGGGAACACUUCUGCACUUCUGGCUGUUCCAUGGCUGGGCAUGCUUACGGGAUUGCUUGGAAAUCUUUGCCUGGCCUCGUACUUUAUUAAGAAGAAGGAGACCGAAGCAGUUGUAGUGCAGAGCUUAGGAGUAAUAUCAACGUAUGUGGUAUUGUUGCAGCUGGCUAUGGGUAGAGCUAUGCCUCUCCCUCAUUUUGUUGCAACUUCCAUCGUGGUCGCUUCUGGUAUGACUUUAAACUUUCUGAAAUAUUUCGACUGGCUCCACCCCGAAAUCUGGCGCUUUUGGGAAGACUUUGUUACCGUAGCCGGGCUCUCCGUUCUCCCACAAGUCAUGUGGUCGACUUUCAUUCCUUAUGUGCCAAACACUAUCUUGCCGGGAACUAUCGCCUUCAUUACCUCUCUGGUUGCUGUAUUUAUGGGUCGCAUGGGCAAGCUCUCUGACAAAGGUGUCAAAAUUCUUGGAUCGAUAUCUGGGUGGACCGCUACUGUUCUUUUCAUGUGGAUGGCUGUUGCACAAAUGUGGACAAAUCUUCUGACUCCUGACAACAUAAAAGGUUUAUCAGCCAUUUCAAUGCUGCUGGCCGUGAUUGGCAACGGGCUUAUGAUUCCACGUGCACUGUUUGUUCGGGAUUUUAUGUGGUUUGUUGGAUCAGCAUGGGGAUCUGUCUUCUACGGAUGGGGAAAUCUUACGUGUUUAUACUGCUUCAAAUGUAUCAGCCCCGGAUUCUACAUAGCUUCAACUGUCUCCUUCCUCGCGUGGAUAGUGCUGACGUUUUCGAGGGAUUCACAAGCGCAUGGUCUCAGUUCACCCUUCACCUCGUUGAAGGAGCUCGUUUUUGGACCUUGAUCGUCCUUGCUGUGACAUCUAAUGGAGACUGUUGAUGAGAUGGUCAAAAACUUACGCGACAUUUAGAAGAAAGAGUAGAUACGCCAAAAUUGAAAGUACUGCUCCUCGACCGGGGGGGUGUUUCCAAUUCUUCAUUCUCCUCCUCGCCCCGUCUCUUCAAAACGAAGUUGUAGCAAAGACUGCUGAAAUUGGUGUAUGAUGUUAAGCCAAAUCGUUAAUUUCAAUUCUCUAGUGCAGUUUCGUGAUGCUAGUUCUUGUUUUUUCGAUUUUUAUGAUUAAACUGGAAAAUGUGGUUCAAGUGUAACGUAAUAAUUAUGUAGAUGUUCAUUUGUGUAUUAAAACCUCCUUUAUUUGUGGA